CCACAUAUCAGUUCAUAGCAAAAAGCUCCACACCAGACAUGGUUGCUUCAAAGGGCUUCUCCUGUUUGUUUCUCCAUUUGCUGUUGCUGUCUUUCGUCUUUGUUGUGGCCAAUUCCCAGGGCUUGAAGGUAGGGUUUUACAGAAAGACAUGCCCCAAUGCUGAAGCCAUAGUUGAGAAGGUAGUAGAUCAAGCCAUGUCCGUCGCCCCAAGUCUUUCUGGGCCUUUGUUGAGAAUGCAUUUCCAUGAUUGUUUCGUCAGGGGCUGUGAGGGUUCAGUGCUACUAAACUCAUCGACACAGCAAGCUGAAAAAGAUGCAUCUCCAAACUUAAGCCUCAGAGGAUAUCAAGUUAUUGAUAGAGUCAAGUCUGCAUUAGAAAAAGCAUGUCCUGGAGUGGUUUCAUGCUCUGACAUCUUAGCCCUAGUAGCUAGAGAUGUGGUCGUCGCGAUGAAAGGACCAUCCUGGAAAGUUGAAACUGGAAGAAGAGAUGGAAGGGUGUCCAAUAUUACAGAGGCCUUAACAAAUCUUAUACCGCCUACUGCAAACAUAACCCAAUUGAAAUCAGGGUUUCAACAAAAGGGUCUAAGUGUAAAAGACCUAGUGGCGUUAUCAGGUGGGCACACCCUUGGGACUUCUCACUGCUCCUCCUUCUCAAGCCGCCUUUACAACUUCACUGAAUUUGCAAACCACUGGCUGCAACUUUACAGGCUGGACACCUUGGGUGCAGAGGUGAAGUUUUUUUGGAGUGAGGGGCACGUUUUGAAGAGAAGAGCCGCACUGGAGAAGAGCUUUGAUGAAGCACGCAUCCAGAAAAGAAAAUUGACAGCACCAAAUCUCAUCGUGGAAAAGCCCUACGUCCGGAUUCUCUCGUUUCGAAUGCUUUCAAUCAUUGCCGAUCCUCAUCCUCAGCCGUCCGAUUUCAAUCACAAGUGGAACUUUCUUCAUCUUCUAAAAAGAGGAUUAACGUGUCAAGCUGAAGUGCCAGUCAACUGGUGCCCUGCUCUUGGUACUGUCUUGGCAAAUGAGGAGGUUGUAGAUGGUGUAAGUGAACGUGGUGGUCAUCCAGUAAUAAGAAAGCCAAUGCGACAGUGGAUUCUCCAGAUCACUGCAUAUGCUGAUCGUCUUCUUGAAGAUUUAGAUGAUCUUAAUCGGCUUGAAAGUGUGAAGGGAAUGCAAAGGAAGGCUAGGGAUACCGUGACUAAUUGA
Molecule: messenger RNA, 1205 nt
Organism: Vitis riparia (riverbank grape)
Lineage: Eukaryota; Viridiplantae; Streptophyta; Magnoliopsida; Vitales; Vitaceae
Product: peroxidase 27-like
Exons: 6
Coding region: 39-1205 (388 amino acids)
Biological process (GO): response to oxidative stress; hydrogen peroxide catabolic process
Cellular component (GO): plant-type cell wall; plasmodesma
Molecular function (GO): heme binding; peroxidase activity
Source: RefSeq, a predicted model, not a curated record